Messenger RNA from Microcebus murinus (gray mouse lemur), 1976 nucleotides. NCBI's taxonomy places the organism in Eukaryota, Metazoa, Chordata, Mammalia, Primates, Cheirogaleidae. The record is from RefSeq and is a predicted model, not a curated record.
CGUCGUGCGGUUGCGUGUUCUGGCCUGGACCAAGGAGGAGUCAUCAGUCCGUGUCGGUGCAGAGGGAACCACCGCCACCGCUGACUUGGGACGUGAGGGUUCCUCCUGACCCCCUUCGGAGCCUGGAGCAAGUGGAAGGAGAGUUGGCCUCGGGGUGCCCCUGGCAGCACACGAGCAGACGAAAGCUAAUUUAAUGUCCUGGUGAAUGUCCCACAGUGUGGAAUGUUUUACGUGGCUAUGUAUUUCCAUUGCUUCUAGAAACUGUGGCUCUUCAUAAUGAAGACAACUAAAUAGCCAAGCUUGAAGUUGAGGUGGAUCCAGUGCCAAGGCACCAUCAGUAGGAGCCUGGGGACCCCAGCAGCUUCUGGCAGCUGCUUCUAGAGCUGAAGGGAAAGAAGCAGAUACACGCUUGUGGGGUUAUAGUUUCCUGGGACCCAGGAAAGGCCUCGGGUUGCUUUGAGGAGCUAGAGUGGUGAGGAAUCAGCAGUUUCCAAUUACAGCUCCUGAAAGAAGUCUCCUCAGACAGAUCCCUGCCUACAAAAUGGCCUUUGCAGCCUCCCUGGCUGAGCUCCAAGCAGAGGCCAGCUGCUCCAUCUGCCUGGAUUACCUGAGAGACCCAGUGACCACUGACUGUGGGCACAACUUCUGUCGCUCCUGCAUCUACCAGUGCUGGGAAGACCUACAGGAUGUCUUCCCCUGCCCUGUCUGCCUCUACCACUGCCCUGACAAGACCCUCCAGAAGAACAUCCAAUUGUGCCACAUAACUGAUGCUGUUAAGCAGCUUCCCACCCCCAGGAGGAGCAAGAGAAAACGACAGGAAGAGGAGCCCCUGUGUGAGAAGCACAGUCAGAUUCUGACUUUGUUCUGUGAGAAGGAUCUGGAGCUGCUGUGUCCCCAGUGCAGGGUCUCCUGUGACCAGCAGGGUCACCCCCUGACACCCAUUGAGCAAGCUGCAGCUACUCACAGGAAGAAGCUCAAAAGCUAUCUUGAACCACUAAGGAAGCAAGUUGAAGAUACAAAAAGGCAGUGUGAAAUUCCAGUUUUAAAAACUUUUGACAUGAGGUGGAAGUUAGAACACUGCAGUAGGGAAUUGCAGUCUGAAUUUGAAGAACUUAAGCAUUUCCUGAGAAAGGAUCGAGUUGCAAUUCAUAACAGGCUAUGCACUGAAGAGAAGGGUGUUGAAGAAAAACUGCUUGAAAACCGAAGCCAAAUUUCAGACCAUGUAUCAACACUAAAACAUCUGUUAUAUGAAGUAAGAGAUAAAUGUUUUCAGACAGACCUGGAUUUACUGACAGGUAUCAAGAAUAUCUACAACAUGUACGAGAAUCUGAAAACUCCAGCAGUUCUUUCCUACGAAUUAAAGAAGGAGAAUUUGAGUCUUCCUCCACAUUAUUUUGGCCUGCAAAAACUGAUCAGCACAUUUCAGGUAGAUUUGACACUAGAUCCAGAAACUGCCCACCCUAAUCUGAUUGUCUCAAAAGAUGGAAAAAGUGUGAUACUUAGGAAGAUGAACCCCAACACUAUGUUUAAUCUUCAGACCUUUCAUUUCUAUGCAGCUGUCCGGAGUCAUGAGCAAUUUGAUGCUGGGAGACACUUCUGGCAAGUGGAAGUAAAAGGCACAGGGACAUGGUCGCUGGGUGUGUGUAAGGAAUCUUUUCCCAGAGAUGCUCUUACAGUGCCAUCUCCACAGAAGGGAUGCUGGCACAUUCAGUACCUCACUAGCACGCGCAGUACAAGGAAGACAGUGCAUGUCAUGCGAAUUGGCAUUUUUCUGGACUAUGACUUGGGAGAGGUUUCGUUUUAUAAUCUGAAUAACAGAUCAUACUUGUAUACUCUCACUGGUACGUUCACAGAAAAGCUUAUGCCUUAUUUCUCUAUCGAACAGUCUUCAAAAUCUCUUGCAAUCAGGAUUGUCACAGACCAAAGAUGAAGUACUUAGAGGACUUGUUUGUGCAUGGUUAUCUUUUCUUCUUGUG